Molecule: messenger RNA, 16004 nt
Organism: Pungitius pungitius (ninespine stickleback)
Lineage: Eukaryota; Metazoa; Chordata; Actinopteri; Perciformes; Gasterosteidae
Gene: rnf213b
Product: ring finger protein 213b
Exons: 65
Coding region: 555-15752 (5065 amino acids)
Biological process (GO): ubiquitin-dependent protein catabolic process; negative regulation of non-canonical Wnt signaling pathway; sprouting angiogenesis
Cellular component (GO): nucleolus; membrane; cytosol
Molecular function (GO): metal ion binding; ubiquitin-protein transferase activity; ATP hydrolysis activity
Source: RefSeq, a predicted model, not a curated record
UUCGAGCUAUACAUAUAAAAUAACUUUAUUCUAGAGAAGACGAAAAAAUAAUUCAAACAUGGACAAAUCAGAGGUUUCGAUUCCUGCGGCACGGAAACUGAAAACUCCGACGGACUCCUGAACGCAGCAUCAGUUUCUACUCCGAAGACAGUUUGACAGAAAUGAAACUGAAAGAACUCCUUCAGGGACCGUUAACAAAGGGGGAACUUAAUCAAUACCGAAACACGUUCAUUAAGCCACGAUGUUUGAACCAAAAGUGUGUCAAAGAUUAUUUAAAUGCUGAGUCACUUUUACUGAAUCCACAGUUUGUUCAGAAACAGUUUGUGUCGGAACUAAACUGCAAACUUCAGAUGGAGCAGACGAACUUAUGGACGCUCCCUGGGAGCCACAUCCGGGACAUUAGGGCAGAUUUAAUAAAGGCUUCCUCGAUGUUUCUGACACAUUGCUCGAGACGGCCUGAAACUGAGAAGGCACACGGAGGACCUGUGAUUUGUAUCUCCAGAGACAGAUAACGAGGGACCAGUGACUCCCCCGAGGAAAGGAGUCCUCCACAGAUGGAGGAGGGUGGAGGAAACACCCACGGCUCCGCUGGAUCCAACACGUUGGAGGACGUUGUGACCAAAAAACGCCGGAAAAGAAAUAAGGAACGAGGAGCAGGCGGCUCCAGCAGAGGGGACCAAGACAAGGACAAGAAGAAGAAGAAGAAGGGACGUCAAAGGAGGAGAACGAGCGCACCGAGCGUUAGGGAGGAUGCAGAGUGGAAGGGCGAAGGAGAGGUGGAGGUGGCGGAGGCCUCAGGAAGCCAGACGGAGGAGCGCGGCGCCGUAGAAGCUCAGCAUGUGGGUGAAGACGGCGUGCAGGACGUGAGAGAGCGACGCCACCCGGACGCCAACAUGGUGCCAGCUCAGACCCAAACACGGAGACACAAAGGGGCCAACAAAGACACGCAAACUCCACCCGUCUCCCUGAGGAGCCAGGGGACGCAGACCGAGUCCUCCGGGCCAGAGGUGGACCUCCACAAGACCAAGAGGAGUGAGGAGACACCUGGGGCCAGAGGGGAGGAAGUCGCUCCGACGCCGUUACAGCAGAGCGACCCGGCGGCGUCUUCGGGUCCGUCCGAGGAUCGGACCCCAGAGAGGGAGGCCGGGGCCGAGGAGGAGCGCCCCGGUGCUGGAGCCCCGGGCGGAGCCGGAGAAGUGAAGUCCUACGCCAAAGCCGUGUCUGGAGAGGGAGGACGUGAGGCCUCCAGGGCGCCGGACAAAGACACCGGACCGGCUCCACGCACACGCGACCGGAGCCCAGUGAGAGCUCCGCCUUCGGCUCCGACCUUCACCUUCCACAUCCACGCCGUGCUGGACAAGAAGUUCAGCUUCAACCACGAGCGUGAUGACUUCCUGCUGUGUUACGACGGAGGGUCUUCACCCCUGAAGACGGCGCAGUCCGUGGGACUAAAGCAGGGACAUCUGGUAGAAGCAAGUCUUUCCAUUGAAGAAAAGGACCUGAAGAGAGGAGACUGGUGGAGUUAUUGGUACGGAGUAAAGAAACGGCAGAAAGAGUUCAAAGGAAUCACCACGAGACACUUUCAGAUUCCAUGGGACCACAGCGUUAACGAGGUGCACCUCUACGAAGGCUUCAUCGCUCGGGACGACGCAGGAAUUUGGAGAAGCGGCCUGAACUGGUUGUUCCAGAAAUCCAAAGCGGCGGAGGUGUUGGACGGCUGGCAGGCCUCAGCGAGGUCUCUGCUGGAUCGGAUCUUCCAGACGUGGACCCCGUCAGACCAACAGAGCACCCUCAGCUUGUGUGACAGCCUGAAGCACUUUGCGCGGGGUCUCGGCUCUGCACACACGAGGAUGACAUUCCCAGACGGCUCACGUCCUCCUGUGGUCCUGACCUCGGAGCUGAUCGCGGAGGCUUUGGUUCGGAUGCUUAAAGGCGAGCCGAAGGAGAAGCUCCCUGAAGGCUGGAGGAGCAGCGGCCCUCUGGCUCAGGGUCUGUCCGUCUUCAUGGUCACCUCGAAGGUCUCCCUCAACCUCGGGCCGAGGGGCUGGACUGAGCUGGUCCUCCGGGUGUCCUCAGAGGACGCCAUGGACCGCACCAACCUGGACUGGAUGGCCAGUGCUUUAAAAGCACCAUCACACCUCGUGUUAGGUCUGAUGAACCGCUGUGUGGAGCAGCAGGUCUCGGAGCUCGUCCUGCUCGUCCCUCUGCUCUUCAGGCUCAGGCAGCCGGGAGCCGACUCAGCGAGACUGGGUCCCGCUCUGAGGGAGGAGGACUGGUCCGGACUCAAAGGGGUUCAUUUCUGCAAGUUCAGGGAGAAAAUAAAGUCCAGCCCGGACAAGAGAAAGAAAGUGCUCAGUUUGAUCCAGACGCGCUCGCCUUCGGCCAAGCAGACGCCUCUGCUCCUGAUGGGCUGGUCCUCUCUAGUCCCGUUUGAGGACCUCCCCGAACUCUCAGACCUGACGGGAAUACCUGCCGAACAGCUGAUCCAGAGUCUGCUGUUCAGACUGCGAGAAGGUGGCAACGGCAACAGAGUCGAGGAGACUGCAAAGCACACUCAGAGAAGCCUGAGCCACGUCCUGCUGAAGCUGGACAAGGAGAAGGACAGAAUGACGCAGGGAGCGAACAUCGAGCCGGCCCUCCUGAGCAGCGUCGCCCUGUUGAAGAGCACGUGUGAUGUCGUGCCGUUGGUCCAGUGCUACCAGGCUGCGGUCCUCUCCUACCAGCUGGUGGUGAAGCUGGCAGAGAUGUUGGAAGCCAAGCUGAGGACGGAGUCCUCAGACGGUGACUUCGGGGCCAUAAGGCAGAAGCUCCUGGAGCAGCUGGAGCCGGUGCAGCAGCGGGUCACAGAGUGGAGGAGCGAGCUGCUGCAGAAACCUCUUGUGGGGCCCUCAAAAUCCCUCAGCUAUCCAAAGGAAAUAGAGAUGUGGGACGCGCUGCUGAAGGUCGACUGCUCCCUGGAAGAAGUUUCCUCCAGUUGGAGGUCAAGUCUGACGAGAGACCUGAAGAGGAGGAUCUCCCAGGCAGGAGAUGAGGACAAAGUGCUGGUCUGCUGCCUUCCGGCGUCCUCGGCAGCCAUCUCUAAGAGCGGCGAUGCUGUGCAGACGUGUUUCGACGAGCUGUGUCAGUCUGCUAUCAAGACAAUCUGCCAGAGAGAGCAGGAGGGCGACCUGAUGAGGAGCCUCACCUCCAAGGUGGAGGACCCCCCUGGUGCUGUCGUCUCUGCCGUUGUGGUCCAAUCAGCGUCUCGAUUCAGAGACCCGGUGGUCCAGCUGCUCCAUCGACAGUCCGCCGUCAACCACCUGCUGUCUCACGGCGACUGGACGGGGGCGCAGCUGCAUGGCGCCGCUGUGCAGGUCGUCCACGGCUGUGCGUCUGCGCUGGAGCGUCUGGUGGAGUCUCUGCUGCAGGGAGACGUGGCCCUGGGACACCUGGAGACCUGCCUGAAGCACAAGAAGGCGUUCAAGAAGCUUCAUCAGCAGUAUAAGAAGAACUCCCGGCGGGAGGCGGUUCCCGUGGAUGUGGACGAGGUUCUGGCUCAGAGAGAGAAGGAUUUGGCCUCUUUCAUGCAGCGGAAACAGCAGAUGAAGACACUGAUAAAGAUGACAGCAAAGGUUACAGAGAGCAUCACAGUCCCUGAGAUGUCUCCUCUGGAGAAGCAGGACAGUGAAGACCUGCAGCCGGUCAGCCUGAACAAGCUGCUGCGGGUUCAGCCCUUGGAUGCUGAGGGGCGGCUGGAGAAGACGGGCCCCUCCCAGGUCCUGUGGUACAAAACCAGCAUGGACGUCCUGAAAAUGUCCUGUGAGAUGCACAAGCUGCAUCACAGCAACCUGGUUCUGUCCCGCUGGGUCGGGGGGGCGGCGGCUUUGGCCUCGACGAGGCCGACCGGCUCCUCCCCUCUCACAGUCACCCUGAACCAGAUCUAUGAGAUCAUCUGGAAGCCGCUGAUGACGGAGUUCUGCCAGCUGGCCGCCGCCCUCGCCGACGCUAGCGUCACCUUCAGGCAGCUGGACCGGGUCCUGGCUGAGGGGGACGGGGAGCUCCUGGAGGGGGAGCUGCGUCUGAUGUCCGAGGCGCUGGUUGAGUCGGGGCGGCCCAAACCCGAGGACGGCUGGGUGCAGACCAGACUGGCUCAGAUCCAGGAGUACCAACAGCUGCACCAGGCGGCGGCCGCCGCCAGCGCCGUGCGGGCGAUAGCCGACAGGAUGGCGCUCUCAGGGGACUUCACGGAGAUCGACGCCCUCGGCGAGCUGGAAGAGGACACCUUCAAGGAGAGGACCCUGGGGUCGCUCGGCGCCGACUUGCAUCGGGCCAAACGCCGACUCUCCGCCGUCACCGAGCAGCACACCGCCUGCCUGGAGGAGUACCUGAAGAGCCAAAGUCUGGUCAGCUGGGUCACGGAGAACCUUAAAGAUAUGAGCGACGUGAAGGUGUACGUGGAGUUGGCUUCUAUCUCCGCCGGAGAGAACGACGCGGAGAUCGACCAGGUGGCCUGCUUCCACGACGCGGUGAUGGGCUACGGCCCGCUGCUCUACGGCCUCCGCCCGCACGCCGGCCUUGAGGAGUUCAUGAGGUGUGCUCACCAGGUGUGGGACGCCCGGACCAGAGACGAGAAGCUGCCGGACAAAUUGAAAGAGUCCACUCGCCUGCUGAGCUGGCUGAAGGCGCUGAAGGAGACCCACGGCUCGGUGGAGCAGUCCUCCCUCUCCCUGGCCUCCUCCAUCAAUGCUCACGGAGUCUAUCACGUGGGAUGGUCUGCUCACAGCACGCAGAAGAGGUGUCUCCAGAACAUGGUGGCGGUCACGGUGACGAGGGGCUCGGAGGAGAAGCGCUACCAGCUGGAGGAGCUGCUGGAGCUGCAGAACAAACUCAUGCUGAUGUCGUCCAGAGGGGAGCACGGCAGAGAGCAGGUCAACAGGUUCACAGAGGUCUUCGAAGGAGUCCAGCGACUGGGCGCCAUCCUUCUGCAGAUGCAAACGUCCGGCAACAUGCUCUUCAGGGAUUGGCGUGCUGAGGUGCGGUGCUGCCCGCAGCAGCAGCCGUGCAUCACAGCGACCUUCCUGUCGCUGCAGGGUAGGGAGACGGCCUACGUCGGCCCGGUGACGGAGCGGCUGCAGGCGCUUGCUCACUCCAUGGACGCCUGCCAGAAGGAAUGGAGCACCUUCAUCAGUGAGAUGCGCUCCAACUUCAACUUGCUGAACCACUACACGUCGGAGCAGAUGGUGUACCUGUGCCACUGGAUUCACAAAGUGUGUCACUGGGAGGUGCCAGUUCCUCCACAGUUAUGGCUUUUGCUUUUUCCCAUAAAGCCUCAGUGCACCUUAACUGACGUCAGAGUCGCUCACGCCAGGGCAGCAAGUCGGACCUCAGAGCCCGAGUCUGACGACGAAGAUGAGAAUGUGUCCGUUCCUUGUAUGGACUUAACGCCGGCUGCACAUGGAGACAAUGAAGAGGACGAAGGUGACAGUGUAACUGAAGGUGACGAGGAUGCCGCAGAGGGGUCACUACUCCAUGUGGACAGUCUGGAAGAGAUGUGGCGUAAGUUCAGGGACGACAUGCCGCAGUACCUCAAUGAGUACCUGGACAUCUCAUCUCUGGCCCACUUCCUGUCCUCCCUCUCUGAAAUGAACCAGGAGCUCGUGAUCAGGAACUUUCCUCCUAUCCUCCAGGAGGGAAGGCCCAACCUGUUUUUUUGUCCCCAUGCAGAGGUUUUCACCUCCGUCCUCUCUUUUUACAUGCAAAGCCCAGAGCAGCCUCUGCCAUCUAUUGACGAGGUUCUGGUCUGCAGAGAGGAAACUACAGAGGAGGAGGUUCAGAUUUUUCUCCGCCGUGCUCUUGGCAAGGGCGCUGGGAGAAGCUGGAAGAAGAUUUACUCUCUGGUGAACCCGGGGCUGCUGGGUUACGAUGUCAGCGUGGCCCUCGGGGAGCUCUUCGAGUGUCUGGAGAGGAGCGGCAACCCGCAUUAUCGCUUGAUCAUAGUCAGUCCGGUUGAGCACCAGCACAGAUACGUGCCCUCUUACUUUAGCAAUGACAAAGUACAGGCUGGAGUGAGUCUGACAGCAGAGGCUGCUCGGAGGUAUCUACACGGCCACUUCACACAAAACGCGUCCCCGCGAAGCCCCGCCGCGCAGGUUUCUCCAGAUCAGCUCUCAGUCUGGACGGUGUCAUCUGUACGCCCAGCUGUUGGGAAAUCCCUUUACGUGCAGCGUUUGUUUGAGACGUUCCAGCGUAAAUCUCCCAGAGCAAAUCACAUCAAGAUCCGACUGAUUGAGCCAUGGGUCGAUGUCGACUCUUUGAUUAGGAGUCUGUCGGAGAAACUGGCCCCUGUGAGAGAGCAGGACCCGGUUCUCCUGCACAUCGACACCGCUGCAGUUCGUUCUGGUCUGGAGGAGCUCCUGUUCCAUCUGUUAGUCCUGGGCUGUUUGAGUGACAGCCAUGGCAUGCUGUGGAGAAGGAAUGUGGCCCAUUUGAUCACCGUUGAAGUGCUGAGAACAAACAGAUCCUCUCAGAACCAACCAAAAGAGAUGAAGCUUGGACUUCUUGACAUUCUGCCUACCAUCCACUGUAGACCUCCAAAGGAGGUGAAUGAGUUGUUGGCCAGUAGACGUGUGCAGAACACCUUUGAUCCACUCAUGGAUGAGCAGGAGUUCUGCAGUGAGGGGGUUCAACGACCUUAUCAAUUCUUAAAAGUCUACAGCAACAACCAGAAUCUGGAUCGUUUCAAGUACAAGGAGGGAUCCAGAUUUGGGGACACCAUUGACUGUGUCAAUCAAUUUCUGAAAUACUGUGGGAUGCAAGAUCCGUCUUGGGCCGAGCUGAAGAACUUCUCCUGGUUCCUCAACGUGCAACUCAAAGACUGUGAGAACUCCGUUUUCUGUGAUCCAGAUUUUCUGGCAGAUCAGCUCCCCGGUUUCAAGGGCUUCAUCGUGAAGUUCAUGAUUCUAAUGUCAAGAGAUUUUGCCUCGCCAUCUCUGAAUACAUCUGAUGAAAGUCCCAAGCUGCUCGUGGAGGAUGACCUUCUCGCCCGCCUCACUAUUCGUAAGCAUUGGGAAAAUGAGUCUCACCCGUACAUUUUCUUUAACGCAGACCGAUUCUCAAUGUCUUUCCUCGGCUUCCAUGUGAUACGUCAGAGGGAAAACAGCCUCAAUGCAGUUGAUCCUCAAAGCCACAAGGUCCUGAUACAAAACGUGAUGUCAGAAAAACUUUUUCAGGAUCUGGAACGGCAAAGGAUUUCUCUCACCGAGGACUUUGAGGAGUUGCCACGUGCGGACAAAAUCAAAAGGAUUUCCUGCGUUGUCGGUGCAACGAAAGGAAUAACGGACAGGAACUUUGAUCCGGACCCAACGUAUGAGCUCACUGCUGACAAUGUGAUGAAGAUGUUGGCCAUACACAUGAGAUUCCGAUGUGGAAUUCCAGUUGUCAUCAUGGGAGAGACUGGCUGUGGGAAAACCAGAUUAGUCCGUUUCCUGUGUGCUCUGCAGAGGGAGGAAAAAGCAGUGGAGAACAUGGUACUGGUCAAGGUACAUGGGGGAACCACAGCAGAGAUGAUCUACAGGAAGGUGAGGGAGGCCGAGAGACUUGCCGGAAUCAACCGAAGAAUGCACGAGCUGGACACCAUUUUGUUCUUCGACGAAGCUAACACCACAGAGGCCAUUUUUGCCAUCAAGGAAAUCCUCUGUGACCAAUCGAUGAAAGGGGAACCUCUGAAGGCAGACAGCAGCUUGAAGAUAAUCGCUGCUUGCAACCCUUACAGGAAGCACUCGCCUGAAAUGGUGAAGCGUUUGGAACGCGCCGGUUUGGGAUACAGGGUGAGGGCAGACGAAACAGAAGACCGCCUCGGCAAAGUCCCUCUGCGACAGCUGGUCUACAGAGUUCAUCCUUUGCCUGCCAGCAUGGUUUCUUUGGUCUGGGACUUUGGUCAGCUGAGUGAUUCAACCGAACUUUCCUACAUCAAACAGAUUGUCCAGAAGCAAGUUGCCAACCACCGUCUGCCGGGAGACUGCAAGGACAUCAUUUCAAAUGUGCUGGCGGCCUCCCAGAAAUACAUGAGAAGUCGGAAGAAUGAGUGCAGUUUUGUGAGUCUCAGAGACGUGGAGAGGUCUAUGAAAGUGCUGGUUUGGUUUUACCAGCAUAGCGAGGUCAUUUUUAACCACUGCUCAACUCUCACUGAGGGUCAAAAAACCCUCAAGUGCUUGAUUCUUUCAGUUGGAGUCUGCUACUACCCGUCUCUGGUGGACAAAGAGCAGUACCUCUCUGUCAUAGGUCAGUACUUUCCAGAACCUCUCUGCUGUUCAACCACUUUGCAGGAAGAGAUUUCUUCCUGUCAGGACUUCUUUCUUGAGAACAUACAGACAAGGGAGACCAUUGCCAAGAAUGUUGCACUUAAAGAGAAUGUCUUUCUCAUGGUGGUUUGCAUUGAGCUCAGGAUCCCACUCUUUCUUGUUGGCAAGCCUGGAAGCUCAAAGUCCCUUGCUAAAACAGUGGUGUCUGAUGCCAUGCAGGGCCAGAACUCCCACUGUGAACUAUUCAAGAAGCUCAAGCAAGUUCACAUGGUCUCCUUCCAGUGCAGUCCUCACUCAAGUCCCGAAGGCAUCAUUGGGACAUUCAGGAACUGCGCCCGUUUCCAGAAGGACAAAAACAUGGACGAGUAUGUGUCCGUGGUGGUGCUCGAUGAGAUAGGACUCGCAGAAGAUUCUCCUCAGAUGCCCUUGAAGACCCUUCACCCUCUCUUGGAGGAUGGUUGCAUUGACAAUGACAGGCCGGAUCCACACAUGAAGGUUGGCUUUGUUGGCAUCUCCAACUGGGCUCUCGACCCGGCAAAGAUGAACAGAGGAAUAUUUGUGUCGAGAUGGGAUCCGAGUGAGGAUGAACUUGUGGAAACUGCAAAGGGAAUUUGUUCAUGCUCAAAUCAAAUUCUGCUGAAAAUCAAACACCUGUUCCCAUCUUUGGCCAAGGCCUUCUUGAGCAUCUGUAGUGAGACGACAAAGAAUCAGUUCUUUGGCCUGAGGGAUUAUUAUAGCCUCGUCAAAAUGCUCUUUGCCGUGGUCAAAUCAACGAAACAAGAGCCAGAUGGUGGACACUUGGUAGAGGCCAUCUUGCGUAACUUCAGUGGACAACCAGAGGGUUUUGACCCGGUUACGUUUUUCCAAGAGGUCAUCCAAAACUUAACAGAAUUUCAAAGACCAAGCACCUUACAAAUGGUGAGAAAGAAUCUUGACCAUGACACCAGCCAGCUCAGCCGUUACCUCCUUUUGCUGACCACCAACAAUGCAGCUCUCCAUAUCCUUCAGCAACAAAUCUUUGCCAAAGGAGGGUUUCCUCCUCCUGAAAUCGUCUUUGGCUCGGGAUUCCCAAAGGACCAAGAGUACGCCCAAAUCUGCCGUAACAUAAACCGGGUGAAAACGUGCAUGGAGACCGGGCGCACCGUCAUCCUCCUCAACAUGCAAAAUCUGUACGAAAGCUUGUACGAUGCCCUGAACCAGUACUACGUCUACCUCAGCAAGCAGCAGUACGUCGAUCUGGGUCUCGGCUCUCACAGGGUCAAGUGUCGUGUCCAUACCAACUUCAGACUGGUGGUAGUGGAGGACCAGAAGAAAGUCUAUGAGCACUUUCCUAUGCCCCUCAUCAACAGGCUGGAGAAACACAGGGUGGAUAGAAGCACUGACCUGGAACCCUGGCAGCACAGAGUUCUCCACAAACUCAAGAAGUGGGUGGAGGAAUUCUCAGGUGAGGCCAUGGCAGAUUUCAAGCAGUGGGACAUUUUUGUCGGCUACCAUGGCGACGCCUGUGCCAGCGCUCUCUUGCAAGCACUCGAGAGGAGAGCACAACAAGUGGAAGACGGUGCAGUGAGACAACAUCAACGGAAUGAAGAAGAUGACUCGAUGAAAGAUGAACCAAAAGAAAUCGUUGAGGCAGAUUCCAACCUGCAGGAAGUGGUAGCUGAUGAAGAGGAUGAUCAGCCGGGCGAUGCGAUGGACACAGAGGGACCUGGAAAAGAACAAGGAGUCGAGUCAAUGGAUGUAGAUGAUGACGAGAACAAACUGCCGUCUGAAAGCAAAGAGUUGAUGGAGACGGAAGCUGCUGCUGGGGAAAACGAGGAAGAGGAGAUCCUUGAUAUAGCAAAAUGUCUCCUGCUGAACUGUGCCACACCUGAUGCUGUUGUGAGGCUCAAGUAUUCCGAUUUAGCGAACCAAGAGAAGGAGAAACUCCAGAGAAUGUACUUCCAGCAACAGCAUCACCAUUCCCUCCGAAAUUUCCUGGAAGAUUGCCUGAUCCAGCAUCAGGGGUCCACCACGUUUCUGGAGGUAACGACAUUCUCUGGCUUGCUAACCAGAUCAGACGUCAGGGUUGUUGCCCCUGCUUUAGGACUGCAGAGUGAGAGGACCCUGCUACUCUCGCUCCACCAAUUUGACACUGAGGUUUCUUUCUGCAACAAGAUAAGGGGCUUCCUUCAAGAUGCCAGCCCCUCUCUCCACAUCCUGUUCAUCCAGAUGGACCUGGAGGAAUCCCACUGCAGGGAUGAGCUCAUAGCAUCAGCAAAAUAUUGCACCAUGAACUACUUGAUGUCACUGGAGGGUCCGACCUGUUGGGUGAUUUUCAUUGUGAAGGUUUCUAGGAUCCCGAGUAAAUCUCAGUACAUUGGUUUCCAAGGAGGAGUGUGGCACUCGGUGCACAUUGAUGACCUGAGGGAUUCAGACGACAUGAGCUUGAACCUCUCGGUCUUCUGUGGAACUCUGAUUAGCAACCUACUCCACCCUCCCCCGUCAGAACACCUUGACGAUGGACAAACAGCGAGGACAAGAAGAGAGUCUCAGGGAGAUAGAGCCCACCUCCACAGCCUCGGCUUGGUGAAGUCAUGCAUCCAAAAAGCUGUGGGUUUGCUGAGGGAACCUGAAGGCGUGACAUCGAGGAGCAUGCAGCGGAUUCACAUCCUUCUGACUCUUCUGGGAGCUGGUCAAAGGCAAAUUAAAACUCGCUUUCAGGAGGCGCUGUUGAGCAGAAUGGCCGAAGCUUUGGCACAGAGGGAAGAAUUGAUGGGCUCCCCGAAGGAGUGGGUGAACAGUGAAGCCAAGAAGCGCCAGGCUCUGCAGGAGGGGGGAACCCUGAGACACACCCUGUGGCGCCGUCUUCAGGCCACCGUGACCCCGAUCUUGGCCAACAUGUUGGAGGUCAUGGACCGGUAUGGGAAUCUGGACCUGCUGUCUGAUGACAGACUCAGCCGCGGCCUGAGAGACCUGUGGUUGGACAUCCUGGCAGAUUCACAGAUUUUAAUCCUAACAUCUCUUCAAAACUCAAGUGAGUCGGACCAGGAGGUGCCUGUGUAUCACUUCCUCCUGUUGGAUGGUGCAGAACAAUCCUGCACGGCUCCGUUCAGCUGGCUCGUCAGAACCCACCUGGAAAGCUUGUGGGAAGAAUCAGAAUUCAUGCCAGUAACGGCCGAGGACGGCACAGGGAGGAUCCUCCAGUUUGUGAGCACCUUCUCCAGCAGCCGCCUGGGAAGUCACUUCCAGAAGCUCUCGGCCGAGGAGCAACAGGAGUACGGACGCCUCUACCUGCAGGACUUCCUGCUGCUCUCCCUGAAGAUCAAGUCACAUGACGAGCUGAGGGUGUUCUCCAGGGCCGUGCUGGGCUGCGUGUCGGAGCUCCAGGCCUCCGUGGGCGCCGCUGCCGAGCUCUCGCCGGCUUGGAUAACGGCCGCUGCCAAGCGGUUCGCCCCCCGACUGGAUUCUCUGUGCCACAUGUUCCUGCUGCAGCCCCGGCUAGCCGCCGCCGCCGCCCAGCAGGCGCCGGGGGGGGAGCCCCGAGAAAUGGUGGAGGACAUGGGAGCGCUCGGCGUCUGCGUCGAAGAGACCAAACUGCUGAGCGUCACGUCGCUGCCGCAGUGCGAGUUCUUUGUGAGCCGCGUGGCGUCCCUGCAGCCGUGUCUGGACCGCGUGUUCGCUCAGAGAUACAGAACCCUCUGCAGCGCCGGCAGCCUGCAGCGUCUGGACUCCAUCCGGUCUCUGUGGCACGGGAUGCUGGUUGUUGCAUCUUUCAUCCAGCACGUCGUUUUCAGAGUGACACAGAAUGACUCGAGGCUGAGAGACGUGGCUCUGAAGCACUGCAACCUCCACCUCAACCUGAUGCAGGCGUCCCCUGACGUGAGGAGCUUGGACACACUGCGGCAGCUGAUCCGGGUCCUCAAUCUGUUUCACGACGAGUGUAUCGGCACAGAGCUCAGGUCGGGCACCUCCUGCCCGGUGUGCCUGUCGGAGCUCCAGCAGCCGGCCGUCCUGCCCUGCCAGCACGUCUUCUGCCUGCCGUGUCUCCAGAGCUGCAUUCAAAAGCAGAGACGUUGUCCUAACUGCCGGAUGGACCUUCCACCCGACUUCAGGCCCACUGUUUCUCCCCUCAUCAAGGCGGCGCUUCAGAAGCAGGCGGCCGUCAGGGACUGCUGUAACGUCUUCUUCCUGGAGGUGGUGUCCAGGUUCUGUCUCUCCGAGGGACAGAGGCCCGGAGACGGAGUGGUGGAGCUGCUCUUCUCCCUGCUGGUCUCCGCUAACGGAGACGUGUACAGGACCAGAGAGCUCUCGCCCUUCCUGGAGUGUGUGGACAACAGUCCAGUGGUGCGCUCAGUGCUGCCCAAACUGCUGCUGCAGCACAGUUUUGAGCAGGUGAAGACUCACAUUCAGACGUACUUGGAGAACCUGGCGGAGAAUCUUCUGACCAGAGACGACCGCACGGAGCUCUACCUGCUGUUUGUCAACUGCUUCCAGGACUCCCUGCUGUGCUCGGAGGCGAAAGGAGCCGAGCUGAACACAGAGCUGCAGAGAGGAUCGGAAAUGGCGUUCCUCAGCAGCGUCGCCGCCGGGCAGACUGCGCGCCGACAUCAGGACCCGGCGCAGUUCCUGCUCAACAUCGCCAGACUCCGAGUGUGCCUGAGCGCCGCCGCCCGCCUGCUGCAGGAGGCCACCGCUCAAGGCAGACCACGGGGCGACGAGGCCCGAUACCUGCAGCAGGUGAAGGCGGUGUGUGAGAGCGGCGCCGACGACUGGCACAGGGUCUACCUGGUGAGAGCCCUCCACAGGCUCUCAGGUGUGGAAUGCAUCCUGUCCCUGAUGAACCAACCGGCCUGGAGAUGGGUGUUCCCCCCCAGCCUGCUCCGACUACAGAGGAUAAUCCCGACCAACAUUGACCAGUUCCUCUGCUGCGGCGCGGCGUACCGAGCCCUGAGGGACGCCGUGGGCCACGUUCUGCUGGAGAAGCGAUCGGACGCCUUCGCGGCACAAAUACAGAAGCUGAGGGGUUCUCACAGCAGCCUGCUGCCUCUGGCUUUGUUCAGGCAGGUCACCUGCCGCUACAAAUCACAUGACCGCAGCAUGCUGCCCGCCCCUCAGGACCUGGCCGGGCUGGAGGAGCUCCUGAAGAGCGUCAAGCCGCCGGAGCUCAGGGACUUCUGCACCGCGCUUCUGUCCAAUAAGAUCGGCGGGCCGAGCUCGGGUCUCCAGCUCCAUGCUCAUGUUUGUCCUCAGAGACAAACCCUCCUGGAGCUGCUGGUCCAUCUGGACUCUGUGGUGCUCAGUGGAAACCCUCUGCUGGUUCCCCUGCAUCACAUCGCCUCCCAGCCUCAGAAUGUGAAGAAUUAUUUUCUGCCCACGAUGCCAGAUGAUCACAUGAGCGAAGUCAAACAGUGGUUGUUUAAAGACACAAGAGCGCAGGUGUACGCCUGCGCUAAUGGACACCCGUGCGUUGUGACAGAGUGCGGCAGACCGGUGGUUAGAGGAAAUUGUCCCGAGUGUGGCGCCCCGAUUGGUGGCGAGAAUCACAACCCGGUACCCGGAUUCACUGCAGUUCAAAGCGAUCGGGAUCAAACUCGGACGGGACACAUCUUGGGAGACGCCGAGCGGAGGUCUGAAGCCCCCGAGAGACAGAUGACGUUCGCCAAGUCCUGCAUCCUGCGGCUCCUCACGCACCUCGCCAUGCUUCAAGGCGCCGUGAGGAAUGACAGAGGAGUCGGGGACAUGAUCCACCCGAGGCCCCAGGAUGUUCUCAACUUCCUGUGGAGACACCUCGAGAAGGACCUCUGCGUGCUGGGCAAGGCGCUGGACCAGAACAUGGACAACACAGCUGUGACGGUUCAUUUGAUUCUCAACACAUGCGCAGAACAUCCAGGUUCCCGCGGAGCGAGUCGGGAUCUGUCCUCCAAACAAGGGCGGCAGCUCUGGGAGAAGCUCGUCUGUGACUCCGUCAUCAACCCAGUACUUCAUCGGUUGCAGAUGAAUCUGGCUGAAGCUCAGGACAGAAUCGGUGGUGACGACGGACUUACUGGAAGUCCCCUGAUGACUCUCCUCUCCGGGGAUCCGGGGACCAUGUUGUCCCUCCCCUCCGACUGCCCGACCCAGCGCUCCUCCUUCUGGACUCUGCCGGAGUCCAUGACAGUGGAGCGCUUCACUCAGCUGGUGGGCGAAGCUCAGGGGAGCAGCCCCUUAGCGCUGCUGGGCCUGUUCCUCCAGAAGGUUCCCUGCGUGAGGCAUCUCCACCACUUACCUGAGCUGGCCGCGCUGCAGUCCGACCUGCUGAGGGCGGUUCCUCUGACCUCGCACCCCGCGGAGCAGACCGUGGCUCAGAUGCUACAGAAGAUCCCGGCAGGAUGCCAGAAGAAGAGGAUCCUGCAGAGGGUGGAGACCUUCAUGCAUGUGUGGAACUGCCUCAGAGUCGAGGUGGCAAACAGCUCAGCACACCCGGAGUUGGACGUGAACCUCACAGCCGAGAGCUCCGCAGAGUUUCUGACCCCGAGUCGCCGCGGACCCGGAUCGAGCCUCCGAGCCCUGGUGGACUUCCUGCUGGAGACUCACAACAGCCUGGUGAGAGCGAGCCGGCAGGAGGACGGUGAAUACAGUGUUCCUCUAGAGAACGUAUCAGAAACCCAGCUGACUCUGUGCAGCCCAGAAAGAGAGCUGCUGCCUCUGGUUCUAUCGCACUGUCACUACACCUUGAAGAAAGGUGGGGAGACGGACCGGAGCUACGACCUGCCGGGCAUCCAAACACAGCUGGCUCGCCGCUUCCUGGCCGGAAAACCACUCAUCCAGGCGGACACCUCCCGGUACCUGAACAGACACCUGCAGGACUUCUCUGUGGUUCUUAACGAGGUCCGGGGCAAGAUCCGUCAGGAGCCGCUGAAGGGCUCGGCGAGCGGCGCCGUGAGGACGGUGCUGCGCUCCUACGCCGACGUCUGCGACGCGGUGCACGUGGUGGAGAUCGGCCUGCGCCUCCUGGGCAAGAUGGGCGGGGAGCCGCGGGGUCAGCUGCUGUCCUACCUCGCCGACACGCUGCGGAUGGAACGGCAGAUCUCCAGCACCGUGACCAAGGGCCUGGGGGAGAGCAGACUGGAACACAGCGUCUUCACCUGGCAGCUCCUCACUUCUUGGAAAUCUGAGCUCAUGCUGAACAGAAAUCAGGACCCGUUUGGGACGCUCCCCCCCGACUUCCAGCAGAAGCUGUCUGACGAAGAGCGGAAAGAGCUGAAGGUCUUCCUCGCCGACGUGGACGUCUGCGCCUUCUCUCGGGAGCUGCAUGAAAUUCUGCUGCUGAAGACGAGCAGCGGCAGGACCGACCAGGGUUACCAGCCACACUGGGACAUCAGGUCCACCUUAGAGGUCCAUUUGGAGCAGAAGAAGCCUCCGGUGCUGCUGGGGCUCGAGGCUUUUCCAGAGACAAUCACACUGGGACAAGCAGCCGACGUGUGGAGGGCUGCUGUGGAGUUUAAAAGAAGAUAAAUCCUUUCUGCAGACUCAUUUAAAAAUGUAUUUUUGUUAUUGUUGUCAGGGAUAUCAGAAUAAUGUAAUGCAUUCCAUAUGAGUGUGUGUGAGUAUUGUCUAAAGUCUAAAGUGGCUAAUACAAAUGAAUGCCAUUUGAAGCAGGCCUGUUUUCAUUCCUGAUGUAACGUGUUGAAUCUGCACAUGAGUAAUCUGGAAACAAUUAAUAAAACCACUAUAAAUAAACUCUCUAAUGUGAUUUGGCGCUCACGC